This is a messenger RNA of Mercurialis annua (annual mercury), 990 nucleotides long. Its product is annotated as F-box/kelch-repeat protein At3g06240-like. Lineage: Eukaryota; Viridiplantae; Streptophyta; Magnoliopsida; Malpighiales; Euphorbiaceae. The transcript has a single exon. Bases 1 to 990 code for a protein of 329 amino acids. The record is from RefSeq and is a predicted model, not a curated record.
AUGCUUCACUCUAAUAGAUCUAUCUACCCAUAUUCAGUUUCAAAAUUACAGUGCCAAUACUCUAUGCAUUUCGACAACAAAGAUUUCGAUCAGCUCCUAUCUGUCCGACCACUCUUCAACGAAGCCGAAGUCUAUACUAAUGAAGUGGUCGGCUCGAGUAAUGGUCUUGUCUGCCUCUUUUGUGUCUAUGAAAACAAUAACCAGUUUAUAAGUGUUAUCAAAUACAGCCAGUACAUAGACAAGUUGGUUAUUUGGAACCCUUUCAUUAGAAAAUCUUUUAUGAUACCUGAACGUCCUUGCUGUUCUCCUCCUUUAGGUUCGUCUGAUUCAAAAUUAAUCGGGUUUGGCUUUGAUUCAAGAUUGAAUGAUUACAAAUUAUUAGUGGCUCAUUAUUUGAUUAGCUCUAUUAAGGGCGUGGUUCUCUAUUCACUCAAUUCUAAUUCUUGGAAGAAAAUCACUAAUGCUACUCCCAGCUGUAGAUAUUACAUAGAUUUUUUUUAUUCCUCAGCUUUUGUCGUCGAUGGUAGAUUCUACUGGCCAAUGCUUAAUAAGAAUUUGAGGAAGAUGUUACUAGUCUUUGACUUAAGAGAUGAGAUGUUUGGAGAGAUAUCAUUGCCUGCAUAUUUAGAAAAUGACCGCAGUACAAAUUUGACAAUUAAAACGUUUGGAGAAUCAUCCAUUGCAGUUAUUGUUCGAAAUGGUUUCUAUGAGUAUGAUAUAUGGGUGAUGAAAGAGUACGAGACUCGCGAAUGGAUGAAGUUGGCAAGAGUCGGAAAACGCUGGAGAGAAUUUUCAAAUCUACUUGAGUUUAGAGAUAAUGGUGAAAUGUUGAUUUAUUUUUUUAAAAGGCAACGUUUAGCCUCGUAUUCUUUAAAUGGACACAUGAAGAAUCUAUUGGCUUGGCGCGGUGAGAAAGAUGGAAGAUGGCCUUCUUUUGCUUAUAGGUGUGUGGAGAGCCUAGCAUUACUUGACAAAGGUAAUGAUUCAUGA